Messenger RNA from Ceratitis capitata (Mediterranean fruit fly), 2237 nucleotides. RefSeq names its product signal transducer and transcription activator. Gene Ontology annotation, biological process: cell surface receptor signaling pathway via JAK-STAT; defense response; regulation of transcription by RNA polymerase II. Bases 251 to 1999 code for a protein of 582 amino acids. NCBI's taxonomy places the organism in Eukaryota, Metazoa, Arthropoda, Insecta, Diptera, Tephritidae. The record is from RefSeq and is a predicted model, not a curated record. The transcript is spliced from 11 exons. Gene Ontology annotation, molecular function: DNA-binding transcription factor activity, RNA polymerase II-specific; RNA polymerase II cis-regulatory region sequence-specific DNA binding.
AUAUUUGUUUAUUCGCCUAAUCAACAAGUCUCGUUCGUUGCGCGCGUUGCGCGUUGAGAAAAAGAGUUUUUGGAAUUUCUUCGUAGAUUUGUAUUGGAAAGUGCAUGUAAUAAUUUGUUCAUUCGUUACCAUCUAUAAACAAAUUUAAUUUCUUUAACAACAGUUUUCCAGGACCAAAAUACUUCAUCGAUCUAAAUUGUUCAGCCAAAUUUAAUUAAUCCCGAAGACAUAUUACGGAGUAACAGCCAACAUGAACUCCCCAGUUACGAACGAUGGAUCAGACAUAUUAACAACUUUGUAUACAAAACUGCAACAAUUAACGAUUGACAAUGAAAAUGUGCGCAAUGCCAUCUUGACGUUUCAAAACGAUCAUGCAAUAGCUAAUAAUUUGUAUAAUGGCUUUGAGCAGAGCUCAAUGGGAGGGGUUAUUCCGACAACAGAAAAUUUGAGUAAAAACAAAAACAUAUUGAUUUUAGAGUUGGGCAAUCGCCUUAGGGAAUAUGGCUACAUUCAGGAUCAGUUGAUAAGUAUGUUAAAAUUAUGGCAACAACAACAAGCGUUGGCCGGAAAUGGUGCAACGUUAAUCAACAAUUUAGAUGGGAUACAAUACUGUGCAGAAACACUAAUGGACCGUAUAACGGAAAUAAUCAUUUUCGUUAACAAUCUACAACAGUUAGGUGAAGAUUCAACUCUUAACGAGAUUUUAAGACAUGCGCAGACCUUGCAGAAUCUUCUUCUGUAUUCAACGUUCAUCGUUGAGAAACAGCCACCCCAAGUGAUAAAGAAAUCAUCAAAAUUUCCUGCGACGAUUCGUUGGUUAAUCGGUGAUAAGAUGGGUAUACACCUCAGUAAACCGAAGAUAUAUUGUGAAAUAUUAUCAGAGGUUCAAGCAAAACGGCUUACAACGGAAAAUCUUAAUAUUCCUCCAACAACAAAUGGUGAAGUGACCGGCAAUGAGGCGACCAUGGAAUACAAUAGUAAUAAUCGACAUUUUUCAGCAAGUUUUACCAAUCUCGCAGUUAAGACCAUAGUACGAUCCGAGAGAAAAGGCCCAGUGAUUGUGACAGAUGAAAAAUGCACUUUACUAUUUUACGCUAGCAUAAUACAUAACAACUACGUAAUGAAGCUGUGGACAUUUACUUUGCCCGUUGUAAUGGUCGUACAUGGUAUACAAGAGCCGCAAUCAUGGGCCACAAUCACUUGGGAUAAUGCGUUCUCUGUAAUCGAUCGGGAACCCUUUCAGGUGACGGAUAAAGUACAUUACAGCAAUUUGCUAGACGCAUUGAAUAUGAAGUUCAAAUAUACAACCGGCCGUGCUUUAACCACAGAGAACUUGGAAUUUCUUCGUGAAAAACUUAUAUUCACUGAGGAUGGAACGACCAACGAAUACAUAACUUUCUCACAAUUCUGUCGAGAUAAGAUGCCUGGUCGUGGUUUCACCUUUUGGGAAUGGUUUUAUGGCAUAAUGAAAUUAACGAAAGAACAUUUGAAGCAAAGUUGGUGUGAUGGUCAGAUUGUUGGCUUUAUAAAUAAGCGUAAAACUUUAGAAGGAAUAUUGCCAUUCCAAUCAAACGGUACCUUCUUGUUGCGAUUCUCGGACAGUGAAAUAGGUGGCAUAACUAUUGCCUUCCGGGAUUUCUAUAAUAACAUAAUGAUAUUGGCACCGUGGACUAGUAAUGACUUGCAAACACUUUCGUUAGCUGAUCGUAUACGCGAUUUGGAUGUGUUGAAGAUAGUAUACCCGAAAAUGAUGCCACGCGAUGCAGUUUUCGGUCCAGCGCCUAUUAAAAAAACUGGCCGCAGCGAUUAUGUUAGUAGUGUGUUAAAGGUGCAUAUAGCGCCCCAGCCCACAUCCACUUCACAAAUUCUCGAUAACAUCGAUUGGCAAUCAAUAGACCUUCAAGAAUUAUUGAGAUCGGGAGAGGAGGUCUCAGAUGCAAUCAUGGCACUUGACCCAACACUGAAUGAAGCUACACCUUUACAAUGUUUUGGAAUAUGAACACGAAAUUCUAAAUUGAAACAAAUCUUUUUUGAUGUGAAGUCAUGGUUUUAAGGUAUACAUAUAUGUAUAUUCAUAAGAAUGUAUGUAUGUAAAUUUAUGUAUAAAAUACUUUCUCUCAUUUAUAAAUGUUGAAAAUAAUGAAUUUUUUAGUCUAUGAAUUAAUCUCAUAGGUGUUAUUUCAUACAACAAAUUUUACAUGAUUUUCGUAGGUAGAACUUUAUUUUUACUAUUUUGU